Actinia tenebrosa (Australian red waratah sea anemone) is the source of this 519-nucleotide messenger RNA. RefSeq names its product zinc finger matrin-type protein 5. Gene Ontology annotation, cellular component: U12-type spliceosomal complex. NCBI's taxonomy places the organism in Eukaryota, Metazoa, Cnidaria, Anthozoa, Actiniaria, Actiniidae. Gene Ontology annotation, molecular function: zinc ion binding. The record is from RefSeq and is a predicted model, not a curated record.
AUGAAUUUUGUGAACGACUCCUCUGUUGGGCUUCCUGUGGUAUUUGAACCAGGCUCCUGGCCGUUCAAAAAGGAAGAUGGCGGCAGAAAGUUGAUAAAGAUGGGCAAACGGUAUUAUUGUGAUUUUUGUGAUAAAUCAUUUGCCUACUCGCUGCAGAACCACCCUGUAGAACUGCUUGCUGAAGAAGCAAGUAAGCAGCCAUGUCGUCGCUUUUUCCAGACAGGAACAUGUAAUUUUGGGACCAAUUGCAGAUACUCGCACACCAACCCACAGUUGCUACUUGCUCAAGCUGAAGCUGCAAAGCAAGGAAAGGAAAAAGAUGAACCAUCAAUAGAAGAUUGGCUAACAAAGUGGAGAAAACGCAGAAAAAAGAUGGAAGAAAAAGAUAAAGCAAGUUUGGAAACUGAAGAAGAGAAUACCCUUCCUGCUGGACUUCCCCAUGUGAGUGUCUUACCCCCUUCUCUCAGACCCCCACCCCCUGGGGGCUAUUCCUACCACUCUAGGGUAGAGUGGGRAUAG